UCUGCAUAGUCUCUCCCGUCGGACUCUCCUCCGGGAUGCAAGCAGCUAAGAUGAAGGGAGGUGGUUCCAAAGUGAAGGGUCGAGAUUUAACUUUCAUCUUAAUCGUGCUUGUAUGCACAACCAUCAUUAUGCUGUCAUGGGACAGAACCCCACUGCUUCUUUCCGCCUCACUUCUUCCUGCCAAAGAUCUCUUCUUGUCUUUCCUACCAAGCAUCCAGUUUGCAGAGGUAUCGCCAAACUUAACUGAUAUGGAGAAGAAAGAUAAAGUCGUCUUCACAGAAGCAGCAGGCCAAGAAGAUCAAGCUGCAGAAAAGGCUCCAAGUUUGAGAGAAGCUGCAGAAGGAGAUCCUAAUCAGAGUUUGAAUAUGACAUCACAAGGAGCUGUUGACGAGAAUACAUCGGAAGUAGGAGAUAAACGAGUUUGUAACUAUGGAAAAGGGAAGUGGGUGAGAGAUGACAACGUGCCUUUAUAUUCUGGAUUUGAUUGCAAGCAAUGGCUAGCACCAGGCUGGGCCUGUCGGACGAUGCCACGGACUGAUUUUUCUUAUGAGAUGCUCAGAUGGCAACCAAAAGAUUGUCAGUUGCAGCGGUUCAACGGCGAUGAGUUCUUGAAAAGGAUGCAGGGCAAGACCAUAGCUUUCGUUGGAGAUUCAUUAGGCGGCGAGCAGUUCCAGUCUCUAAUGUGUAUGAUCACCAGAGGGCUAGAAAGGAAUGAUGUCCUCGACGUCGGAAGCGAGUACGGAUUCACCAUCCCAAAUGAAAACGGCCGUCCUGACGGGUGGGCGUACAGGUUCACCACCACAAACACCACCGUCCUGCAUCACUGGUCUGCUUGCCUCUGCGACCUCGAACCGAUCGUCACCGAGGAUCCAAACCAGCGACACCACUACUACGCAAUGCACCUCGAUCGACCGCCAGCGUUCCUGCGCGAGAACCUGCACCGCAUUCACGUCCUGGUGAUGAACACGGCCUACCACUGGACCCGGCAGAAGCUGAUUCGGAACCGGUGGGUGAUGCACGUUGGUGGCGUCAGGAAGACCAACGAGACGCUGAGAACACUCGGGGAGGCCAAGAACUUCACGAUUCACAGCGUCGUUGGUUGGGUGAACAGCCAGCUGCAGGAGAAUCCGCAGCUGCAGGCUUUCUACCGGAGCAUUUCUCCCAGGCACUUCUCCGGUGGGGAUUGGAACACUGGCGGUUCUUGUGACAACACCACACCGAGGUACGUAGGAAAGGAGGUGGUGGAAGCCGUGUCUAGCGACCACGUCUCGAGGAGUGCGGUCCGGGGAACAGGGGUGAAGCUUUUGGAUAUAACGUCUCUGUCCAGUGUUAGGGAUGAGGGUCAUAUAUCGAGGUACACCCUGACGGCGAAACCAGGUGUGCAGGAUUGCUUGCAUUGGUGCCUGCCUGGUGUUCCUGACACAUGGAACGAAAUCCUUGUUGCACAAAUCAAAUAA
Molecule: messenger RNA, 1457 nt
Organism: Linum tenue
Lineage: Eukaryota; Viridiplantae; Streptophyta; Magnoliopsida; Malpighiales; Linaceae
Source: the annotation of a GenBank genome assembly